AUGUCGCCCCCAGCUCCGAGGCCGUCAAGACGCGCCGCGACGAGACGGGCGGCCAUUAUCGACUCGGACGACGAGGACGAAAUUGGCAACAUGUCCAAGUUGCGCGCUGACGAGGAGGCCGAAUACACUCCUGAAGCUUCGAGGACAAGUCGACGCCAGACGCGCAGUGGCCGGUCAUCUCUUGCGCCAGCUCCUGCAUCUGCACCACGACGGUCCCUUGCCAAGAAACCAUCCAUCGCAGUUGCGUUCAAUGAGCCAGACGAGCUUGGAGGACAGCUGGAACCAAGUCAGGUCUUGGAUGCCGAUACUGUCGUCCAGCAAACACCUCCCAGAAAGCCAUCACCGAGGAAGAGAAGGAGUGCCGCGAUUAGAGCCUCGACUGCUCCCGCGGAAAACUUGGCGCUCCCGUUGCCACAGCAGACGGAGACUUCGGAGAUAUCCCAGGUUCGUGCAUCACCGCUGGCAGAUAUCACGGCUGUCAGCGUGAAUACGACGCCAAAUGUGGAGGAGACGCAAGCAAACGUCAAACCCAUCAAACCGUUUGACUCUAUUAUGGAUAGACCUAUGGACAUCAUGCUCAAGUCUCGAACGACAACAGUUCCAUCUCUCGAGGAAUCAUCCUCCCCCCCAAAGUCACGGAUUGUGUUGACUCAUUUGAUUUUGAACAACUUCAAGAGUUAUGCUGGUCGUCAGGAGGUCGGCCCGUUCCAUGCGUCCUUCUCAUCUGUUGUUGGACCAAACGGGUCUGGCAAGUCAAAUGUUAUCGACUCUUUACUUUUUGUCUUUGGUUUCAGAGCCAGCAAAAUGCGCCAAGGUAAAAUCUCGGCUCUGAUUCACAAUUCUGCUCAGCACCCGAACUUGGAGUAUUGCGAGGUUGAAGUCCACUUUCACGAGGUCAUUGACAAGCCGACUGGCCCCGAGGUCAAUCUCGACUCGAAGCUCAUCAUCUCUCGAAAGGCUUUCCGCAACAAUACGAGCAAAUACUACAUCAAUGGCAAGGAGUCCAACUUCACCACUGUUACAACGCUACUCAAGGAACAUGGUGUCGAUUUGGAUCACAAGAGAUUCUUGAUCCUGCAAGGAGAAGUGGAGUCGAUCGCUCAGAUGAAAUCAAAGGCCGCCAACGAGCACGAAGAUGGGUUGCUCGAGUACCUCGAGGAUAUCAUUGGCACCUCCAAAUACAAAACUCCCAUCGAGGAGUCGGCGGCGGAGGUGGAAUCUUUGAAUGAUGUCUGCAUGGAGAAGAGCGGGCGUGUGCAACAUGUUGAAAAGGAGAAGAACAGCCUCGAAGACAAAAAAGACAAGGCCCUUGCGUACAUACGCGACGAAAACGAGCUUACCAUGAAACAAUCCGCGUUGUACCAACUGUUCAUUCACGAAUGUAAUGGAAAUAUCGUUGUCACCGAGGAAGCUAUCAACCAGAUGCAGGCCCAGCUCGACGCUGAACUUGAGAAGCACCAAGGCAGUGAGCAGUUCAUCAAGGACCUCGAGAAACAGUACACCAAGGGAACAAGGGAAGUUGAAGCCCAAGACAAGCAGACCCAAAGUUUUGUCAAAGAAGUAGCAAAAUUCGAGCAGGAGCGCGUCAAGUUCGAUGAGAAGCGCAAGUUCCUUGUCGAAAAGCAGAAGAAACUCGAAAGGACCAUCAACAAUGCGCAAAACGCAACCAGCGGAGCGGACGAAGCCGUUGAGGAAAGCAAGCGAGACAUUGAGACGCGAACACAAGAGGUCACUGAGCUCGAGGCACGAGUCAAGACGGAAGAGGCCGAGCUGGCCAACAUCCGAGACAGCCUAAAGGGUAAAACUCAGGCCUUCUCCGACAAGAUUGCAGCCAAGCAAAGGACCCUCGAGCCUUGGAUGGAGAAGAUCAAUCAGAAGCAGUCUGCUAUUGCUGUGGCAGAGAGCGAAAUGGGCAUCCUCAAAGAAAAGGCAAACGCUGGCACUGUCGCAAUUCAAGAGCUCGAAGGCAAGAUUGCAGCUAUCGAAACGGACAAAGCAGCCAAGGCCAAGGAACUCAGAGCUUGCGAGGAAGAGAAAUGUGCGCUUCAGAAGGAGGCCGAAAAAAUGGACUCUGAGCUCGCGAUUUUGGCUCAGCAAGAGCCCAAGAUCCAAGCCAAAAUUUCCAAUUCACGACAAAAGGCUGACGAAGCCCGCUCGAGCCUCGCAAGCACGCAGGCUCGCGGCAACGUUUUGACAGCUUUGAUGCGCAUGAAGGAGUCUGGUCGAAUCGACGGCUUCCACGGACGCCUCGGCAAUCUAGGAACAAUUGACGAAAAGUACGACGUUGCGGUUUCCACAGCCUGCUCAGCGCUUGACAACUUCGUCACUGAGUCAGUCGAGUCUGGUCAGCAGUGCAUUGAGUACCUCAGGAAGAAUAACUUGGGUCGUGGCAACUUCAUCUGCUUGGACAGGCUCAGAUCUCGAGACAUGUCUCCUAUCCAGACACCCGAAAACGCACCACGCCUGUUUGAUUUGGUCAAAGCCAAAGACAAGUUCCGGCCGGCUUUCUACCACGCAAUGCAGGACACCUUGGUGGCCAACGAUUUGGCCCAAGCCAAUCGUAUUGCAUAUGGGGCCAAGAGAUGGCGGGUGGUGACCUUGGCUGGUGAGCUAAUCGACAAGUCCGGCACCAUGUCUGGCGGUGGUACUGCUGUGAAGAAGGGGCUGAUGUCUUCCAAGAUUGUCGCGGACAUCAGCAAGGAGCACGUUGCAAAGCUUGAGGAGGAUCGAGAUCAAUGGGAAGUCAAGUUCCAAGAGUUCCAAGAGUACCAACGUGAAUGCGAAGGUAAACGCAAGGAUCUCGACGAAAAAAUCCCUCAGCUCGAGACAAAGAUUCAGAAGCUCGGCCUCGAGAUCGAGAGUGCGACGCGCAAUCUCUCGGACGUAAAGAAACGCAUCAAGGAAGUAAGCCAAGUGCAUCAGCCAUCCGCAUCAGACUCAUCUCGUGUCGCCGCUUUGGAGAGGGAGAUUGCGAAGCUAAACGAGGAAAUUGAGCAGCUCCACGGGGAGACUGCCAGUGUGGAGGAAGAGAUCAAGGCCCUGCAGGAGAAAAUCAUGGAAGCCGGCGGAGAGAAAUUGCGAAGCCAGCGUGCCAAGGUCGACGAGCUCAAGGAGCAAAUCAACUCCCAUAAUGAGGAGAUGUCGAAUGCCGAAGUCCGCCGAGUCAAGGCGGAGAAGCAAGUAGUCAAGUUUGCAAAGGACAUUGCCAAGGCCAAUAAAGAGCUGGAAAACGCUGUGCUAGAGCUAGAAAAACUCGAAGCCGACGUCAACAACCAGGGAGAGAAAUCUGACGAGCUGAAGGCCCGGGUCAAGGACGCAGAGGCAGAUUUGGCGUCAAGAAGGGAAGAGCUCCGAGCGUUCAAGAAGGAGCUUGAUGCCAAGACCGCAGAGCUCAACAAAAGUCGCGCCGUGGAGAUUGAAAUGCGGAACAAACUGGAGGAAAACCAAAAGACUUUGGCUGAGAAUGAAAAGAGACAUCACUAUUGGGAAGACAAGCUGUCGAAACUAGUCUUGCAAAACGUCGAGGACCUCAUUUGUGCUCCCGGCCCUUCCGAACAGGCUGUUGAGGCUGGGCAGCCCGGAAAGCGAGAAAGCUCCUCGGCCUCGGACGAGGACGUGGAAAUGGCUGAAUCUGAAGCGGACGCCCAAGACGCCAGCAUGGCCGAUGGCUCUGUGGCAGAAAAGUCCACGGACGGGGACCCAAACAAGCCGGUUUACGAACUGCCCAGAUACACCCCGGAUGAACUGGCAGACAUGAGCAAGGAGACUCUGAAGGGCGAGAUAGCUGCACUGGAGGAGAAGACGCAGAACGCCAGCGUCGACCUUGGCGUUUUGGCCGAGUACCGCCGCAGAGUGGAGGAGCACGCUGCCCGAUCCUCAGAUCUACAAGCAGCAAUCAAUCGGCGAGACGCGGCAAAGAAGCGUUGUGACGACCUCCGAAGACGACGACUGGAGGGUUUCAUGGAGGGUUUCAGCGCCAUCUCGCUCCGCUUAAAAGAGAUGUACCAGAUGAUCACGAUGGGGGGUAACGCAGAGCUGGAGCUCGUGGACAGCCUGGAUCCGUUCAGCGAAGGUAUCCUCUUCAGCGUGAUGCCUCCGAAGAAGAGCUGGAAGAACAUCGGCAACUUGUCUGGAGGUGAGAAGACGUUGAGUAGCUUGGCUCUAGUCUUCGCCCUGCAUCACUACAAACCCACGCCACUGUAUGUCAUGGACGAGAUUGACGCCGCGUUGGAUUUCAGAAACGUCUCCAUUGUUGCCAAUUACAUCAAGGAGCGAACAAAGAAUGCUCAGUUCAUCGUCAUAUCCUUGAGAAACAACAUGUUCGAACUGGCCGCCCGCUUGGUUGGAGUCUACAAAGUCAACCACAUGACCAAGAGCGUUACUAUCGAGAACAAGGACUACAUCGACCGACCGCAGCCACAACAGCGGCCGCCGCAGACGGGCACUGGGUUCACUACAACACUGGCCCUCAGAUGA
Messenger RNA from Metarhizium album ARSEF 1941, 4476 nucleotides. RefSeq names its product nuclear condensin complex subunit Smc4. The coding region runs from base 1 to 4476 and encodes 1491 amino acids. Lineage: Eukaryota; Fungi; Ascomycota; Sordariomycetes; Hypocreales; Clavicipitaceae. The transcript has 2 exons. Gene Ontology annotation, molecular function: ATP binding; protein binding; ATP hydrolysis activity. The record is from RefSeq and is a predicted model, not a curated record. Gene Ontology annotation, cellular component: chromosome. Gene Ontology annotation, biological process: mitotic chromosome condensation.